Molecule: messenger RNA, 5520 nt
Organism: Cyclopterus lumpus (lumpfish)
Lineage: Eukaryota; Metazoa; Chordata; Actinopteri; Perciformes; Cyclopteridae
Product: E3 ubiquitin-protein ligase DTX1-like
Exons: 12
Coding region: 417-2894 (825 amino acids)
Biological process (GO): protein ubiquitination; Notch signaling pathway
Cellular component (GO): nucleoplasm
Molecular function (GO): ubiquitin protein ligase activity; zinc ion binding
Source: RefSeq, a predicted model, not a curated record
GCCAGCUGUCUGUCAGGGUAUUUCAGUGGCUCAAGGAAAAUAAAUAAGAAAAAGUACUAAUUAGAGCGUGACUUUAAUCAUAUUCCGGUUUUCAGAUGUACAGUGAUGGCAGCUAUCGAUUACAGUGCAGUACAUGUACACACGACGAACUAAAUGAUGUCCAUCAGGUCAAACCAACGCAUACGAGGCGACGGUGGUGAGCAGAAGGUCUUUGUUGACUGUGGUUCUAUUGGUCUGUCGGCCAUCCAAUCACCACGAGGGUUUACCAGGCUCGGUGAGGGGCAGGAGCCGGCUGCUGCGCCCCCUCCUACUCUGCUUUUUGAGCUUCAUACCAAGUUUCCCCACAGUAAGGCAAAGAUAAACGCGCAAGGAUAACGUCGGGAUAAACAUGGCAGAGUUCAUUAUUUCCGCGCAUCAUGGACGCACUAUUUCCCUUGCGCGCCGACCCAUUAGAGGGAGUCCACUUCCUCCCGUUUGAUUACAUAAAGGGCAUUUUUUGGGCUUUGUGGAGGGCGAGAGGGAAAGAGCCAUGGUGGACCCGAGAGGCCGAGAGGGUGGAUGUACUUCAUGAAGAGGUCUCCGGCGAUCACGAAGUGUCCUGGACUCGGAGAGUGGACCCAGAAGUUCAUAUCAACAGGGCCAACAGUAACAACAUGCUCCUGGCCUCCGUCGUUGUGGUGUGGGAAUGGCUGAACGAACACGGUCGGUGGCGGCCCUACAGCCCCGCUGUCUCCCACCAGAUAGAGGCGGCCAUACGGAGCAGCGACCCUCGCGGAGGGAGCGUGGUCCUCGGCCAGGUGGACAGCCGUCUCUCGCCGUACAUCAUUGAUCUUCAGUCCAUGCACCAGUUCCGACAGGACACGGGAACCAUCCGUCCGGUGCGGAGGAGUUUUUACGACCCAGCCUCGGCCCCGGGUCAGGGCUGGCAGUGGGAGUGGGAGAACGAUGCGGGUACGUGGACGGCCUACGACAUGGAGGUGGCCAUCGCCAUCGAGAACGCCCACAACCGGCAGCAGCCCUGCCUCGACCUGACGCCCCUCGGCUUCUGCUACCUCAUUGAUUAUCAGACCAUGACACAGGUGAACAGACAGAGCCAGACAUUUCGGAGGCUCCAGAGACGUGCUGACAUGUCCUACCCUCUAGUGUCCGGUCCCCUUCCAAUACCCAAAGGAGGCGGUGUCGGAGGAGGUGGAGGCCUAACAGGAGCCCUGCUUGGUGUUGGGGUGUCAGGGGUUAGUAUGGGGAUUGGAAGCUCUGUCUCCCCCAAUGGGGGAUUGCCAACUACUGUACUUGGCCAGCCUUGUUCCUGCCAGCAGUGCAUGCUGGUCUUUAGUGUGAAGACCAAUACAGCAGGAGCAGGGGUAGGAGGAGCAGGGAUACCGACUCUAGGUCGACGCUCACUAACCAUACAGCGGCCCAAGAACUCAGUACUGGUCUCCUCUAAACUACUGAGUCCGUCUAAGUCCGCCACUCUGGGGCGAGGACAGCAGCAGAACUCCAACACCAGCUACUAUCAGACGCUGCCGCACGGUCUCGCCAUCUCCAGGAACAUUGCCUCCCCGAGAAGGAACGCCCAGCUCUUUGCACAGUCACUGGCUGCGCUCACCGCAGGCACCUCCUCUCUGGGUAUCUCCUUGUCUUCCAAUCGGCCGCCUCUGCCGUCCCUCCCACCUCCUCAGCCGCCAUCAUCCAAACCGAUCCCGAACCCUCCGUCCAUUCCCGCCAAGCAUUCCUCGUCUUCAGCCAGCGAAUCGGUGCCAACCGCCACAUUGGUUUCCCCUGCAAACAGCGUGACCACGCCCCCCUCUCCCGUGCCAUCUCCGUCGCCAAUGGUGAUGAAGCCUCAGCGCACACCGUCGUCAGUGUGCCAUGCCCCGUUGCCACAGAGAUCAAGCUUAGCCGGGCUGAGCAGACCAGCGUUACAGAGAAUAGCGAUGGCUCAGUCCAGAGCGCUCAUAGCAUCAGGUGUGCCCACGGUCCCAGUGAAGAACCUCAACGGAUCCAGUCCUGUCCACCCCGCACUGGCCGGGAUCACAGGUAUCCUGAUGAGCGCCGCAGCUCUGCCAGUGUGUCUGACCAGACCGCCAAAACUUGUGCUGCACCCUCCGCCUGUCAGCAAGAGCGACGUCAAGCCCGUGCCAGGCUUUGGCCACUGUUGCAAGAAGACCACAAAGAAACAGGCUUGCAAGGGUAAAACUCCAGAGGAGGUGGUAAAGAAGUACCUGCAGAAAGUAAAAAGUCCACCAGAGGAGGACUGUACCAUCUGUAUGGAGCCACUGGGGGGUCCAUCUGGAUACAAGGGUCCGGGGGUGGGGCCUAUGUCUCGGGCAGAGUCAGUUGGGCGACUAGCACAGUGUGGACACCAGUACCAUUUCCAAUGUCUGGUGGCCAUGUAUAACAAUGGCAACAAGGACGGCAGUCUUCAGUGUCCCACCUGUAAAACCAUCUACGGUGUGAAGACAGGCAACCAACCGGCAGGGAAGAUGGAGUACCACGUCAUCCCCCACUCUCUACCGGGGCACCCCGACUGCAAAACCAUACGCAUCAUCUACAACAUACCGCCAGGCCUUCAGGGCCCAGAGCAUCCAAACCCAGGGAAGCCCUUCACAGCCCGAGGCUUCCCCCGACACUGCUACCUCCCGGACAGCGAGAAAGGGCGCAAGGUACUGAGACUGCUCCUGAUAGCGUGGGACCGCAGGUUGAUCUUCUCAGUCGGGACUUCGAGCACGACUGGAGAGUCUGACACCGUCAUCUGGAACGAGGUCCACCACAAGACAGAGUUUGGCUCCAACCUGACGGGCCACGGCUUCCCCGACCCCGGACACCUGGACAACGUCCUGGAAGAGCUCCGAGCUCAGGGCAUCACAGAGGAGGACGGACUGAUGGAGAAGUGACAGGACAAGCAACCAGGAGGAGGAGGAGAGACCAUAAAAAUAACAGGAGGAGGAGGAGAGGAGGUCCUGGACUGGAACAGACUCUCUCUGCCAGCACUUAAGGGGGACGCUUCGGCAUACAGAACACAUUGAUUUUGUUGUGGAUGUGGACUGAGUCACUGCUGGGUUCGCCUGUCAGUGCAGGUCCGUCCAAACCUUUUUCAAGCAAGCACAUGAGCAGAAGUGUGAGGAAGCAGCAAAAACAAUAUAUAUAUAUAUAUAUAUAUAUAUAUAUAUAUAUAUAUAUAUAUAUAUAUAUAUAUAUAUAUAUAUAUAUAUAUGGCACUCAUGGUUUUAGCUACUAGACAGCGAGGUACUAAAUGUGAGGGUGAAUCGGUACUAAUAUUCAGGACAAAAACAAGUUAACUUUACUGAGGGGGGGAGGAACCAGGAGAAGGAUAUCAGACGUCGGAGCAGUUCAAUGAAAACUGGGUGUGAAAGGACAAAGAGAGACAGGCGGAGGAGCGGUGGGGGAGGGGACAGGAGGAGGGAAUGGAGCAGGAAGACAUAAAGAUGGUGUACGUAGUAUAGGAGUCAAACUAACUUGUGUGGUACUUUACAGGUGUGUGUAGUAACAACACAAUGGAACCAUGAGUGGUGGAGGGAAAGAUGAGGGACAUGUGCUUGGUUAGUUCAAACCCCCUGCUGGUUUCUGGUGGACGCUUGGUGCUGUGUCUCCCCUGUGGUGGUACUGAUGAACUACACCCUUUGAGUUAUCCACCUGUGUUACUUUUUUUUAUCAUUGUUACUAUAGUCUUCAUUUAACAUCAUUCCAUACUUUACCUUCUGCUCUUGACUGGAUGAGUUUUUAUAUGACUUGGACUCUGUAUGUUUAUGAUGGUGUAUGAAAUGACAAAAGACCAAACUGAAGGCCAGGUCAUUUGGGCCUACUAUUGAGCCACUGUGGUACAAGUUAAUCGUAGAUACACAGGUACCGCUAUUUACUUCUAUAUCUUUAUUUUUGUUCCUUUUCGGCGGUUCGCGUGGUCCAGUUGCUGUAAAUGCCGUGGCAGCCUGGUGAGGAUGGGAAUUGAGACCUGAGGACGAUGAGUGUCGCCGAAUGAACCGGAGGGCCAGUCUCAGUGCCAGAAAGCCCCCUCAGAUUGGGCAUAGGGUUGGAGGGCUGGGGAGGAUGGAGAUGCCAAGAGUUGGUACUGAAGCAGAGCUUGUCUUUAGAGACACGGUUUAUAUUUACAUAAAUGUAAACCUGUCAAAGACACUUGGAUGUUAGUAAUGAGUACUACGGCAUACAGCUCCCAGUAGAGAAACACUAUUAAACAGGCCUCUAUUAAAGGUCACAUAUUGAAGUCUUGUUUUAAGUACAUAUUGUACAUAUUGAAGUCCCCUCCUUUGGAGGUCUUUUUCCUCAUUUUGACUUGAAAUGUCCCCAAAACACAUCACUAGUGGACCUGCUCCUGAUUAACUUUCAAUAGUGGUUCUUGGCAUCAUUUUGCAACUGAACAAGAGACAUUUGCGUGAAGAGCAUAGUUGUAAAGCAUACACCAUAUGUGAGCCACUGACCUCAGGAGGAGAUCAGUAGCAGCAACUCGACCCCUCUUUUCUGGAGCCCUCCUGAUAACGCACUGCCCAGUUUUUAAUUUGGUUCAGUAGAUGACCCCUUAUCACUUAUCACAGUGUUACAAGGGUGUGUGUGUGUGUGUGUGUGUGUGUGUGUGUGUGUGUGUGUGUGUGUGUGUUUGUGUGUGCGUGUGUGACACAGGGACUGUACUGUGUAUACUACCAACAUGCUCCCAGUUUAAGGGUAUUAUUUCAGUACUCCAUGGGUGAAUCACAUCAUCCUUUAGCUCUGAUGAUGAUUGAUGAUAAUACUCCCACCUUCUUUAUUAUUAUGAUAUGUUUUGUUAGUAAACUGCCUUUUUUAUUUUAUAUGUUGAUGUAUUAAUUAUUCCCUUGUUCAGAUUGGUUUACAAAGACAGAAUUGUUAAAUAUUAUGUCUUUUUCUUCCUCAUUGUGUACAGACAGUUGAUUUGUGUCAUCAUUUCUCUGGAAAAGGAGUUUGACAGUAGACUAAUAUUUGAGUGUAACGAAUUGUAAAAUCAAGUCCAACCCCGUAUACUGUACGCUUGCUCUUCUGAGGUUAAGAAUAUGUGUAUGUUCCACAUAUCAUGUGUCCUGCUGCUGUUCACCAUCUGUGACCCUGAAAGGUUCCGCAGCAGACGCUUCGACGGACAUGUCGACCUUUGUCUUACCGACAUGCCCGUCCCUCUUUCAGCAGCUGAACGGCUCAGGUGCAAGUGGAAUGAUGCAAAUGAUUAUUGUAAACAUUGUUCAGUAAUAAAAUCACAAAUCAUUGCAGUUUUCUUGCUCUGUUGGUCCAAACACUGCACACCGGCUUGGGGGGAAACACUGAUGUUGUCAAUGUAGCAAACAGCUAGAGAGGAGUACCUCACUAUUUCAGUUCCCCAUCACCAGUUCUCGUCCCUUCUGAGGACAAUAGCGCCCCCUAACGGUUUCUUUGGUCGAGCGCUUUCUGCGACAUUGUCUCCAACCUGAGGUGAUCAUCGCUGUUGACAUGGAGAGAGCAUCAGCAGCAACAGCAACGUGUACAUAGUGCGAAGUAAUUGCU